Messenger RNA from Odontomachus brunneus, 981 nucleotides. RefSeq lists its product as uncharacterized. Bases 719 to 949 code for a protein of 76 amino acids. The transcript is spliced from 3 exons. The record is from RefSeq and is a predicted model, not a curated record. NCBI's taxonomy places the organism in Eukaryota, Metazoa, Arthropoda, Insecta, Hymenoptera, Formicidae.
CAUAUUCUCGCGCGCGAUUACAGAGGGGGGGCGCGCGAACGUAGCAUGUAGGCAAGCGAGCCGAGGGGAGUCAAGCGCGCUCUCUUCGCGCGUAACCACGCAGCUGGUCUGACCGUCCGUUUCCGAACAUCUCUGUAUAGACUAUGGAAGCUUAAAUAUAUUUCGCAGUUUAUCCAAAUUACACGGCUCCGGGUUAUUUUUCGAUACACCUACCCUGACAAACUACAAAAAUUAAUAAGUGGCGACGAGGAUGGGAUUCUCGGAUGUACGGGAAUACGCGAAAGUGAAGUGGUUCUUGAGCUAACCUGCAAGUGUCGUUCAAGAAAAGCACGUGGUGUUACAGCAGUUCGUUUCGAACGGGAAGAGGAAACGGCAUUUAGGAAUUGAACAAAUCUCGAGCGAAAUCAGAGAGACAAUGGCGCAAACCGAACAAAGCAGUCAAAUCGUCGUAUAAAAUGCUUUGCAGGUGGAAUUUUACGAUUCCAGUAAGAAUUGGAAACGUUGGUUACAACGAUUUGAGGGAUCGUUCAAAGUAUACAAAGUCCAGGCGGACGAACAAAAGAAGAAGCAAUUAGCGGGGGAAUCCAACAAAGAUUUUCUUGCCGCCCUACAGAGGCUAAGUAUCCACUGUAAGUUUGGAGCUUACCUGAAUACAGCGCUAAGGAAUCAAUUCGUCUUUGGCCAAAGCAACCAUCGGAUUCAAGCUCGGUUGUUGGAGAUGAAGGAUCUAACGCUGGAGAAAGCCGUCCAGAUAGCAACCACGAUGGAGCUAGCGGAAAAGGGAGCUUUACAAAUAUCUACAGAUCAACCAACGCAAGUGGAUUCGUUACACUUCAACCAACAGAGGAGGACUAGCAAGAUGCAACCGAAAGAAAAAUUUUCAAGUUUGAAUAAGAAUAAUAAUAAUAUGUGGCAAAGGGCAUUAUGCUUCCAAGUGUACUCUAGAUAGGAGUGUGAAAUGCCAUGGCUGUGGAAAUAAAG